CUUGGUCGAGAACAUUUGAAGGGAAAGCCAUUUCACGAGGAUGAGGUGCUUUCAUUGUUUUUAUUGCAAUUAAUAUGGAGGCGGUGCCAUUCCCCAUGCAUCCCAAAAUGGAUGAGCAGUUGGCCCGGGCGUUUGCCGCCAACGAGGAGGAGGAGGAAAAGCACAUUCAAAAGGUGCAAAACGCGUUCCUUUACUACGGGCCAUAUGCGUGUCAGCGGCUAAAGCGCUCCGUGGAUUACCUGAACAGUCUGUCUCCCGAGGAUCAACUCCUUUUGGCCAAGUACCGUAUGCAUUUGGAGUGUGUGCGCACAUGCAUCGAUCGCAACCAGGCGGUUAUCCGUGAGAUUUUGCGGGAACGCGUCCUGUAUCCAUCAGAGGAAUCGAGCGUAGGUCCUUCAGCGGACCGGUGGGAGUUUGACGAGCCACCUCCCGACGUGAGGCAUGGUGAUAUGGACCAGAAUGAUAUUCCAUUCGAUGAAGCUGACGUUGAACCUCUAAAAAUUUUAAAGGCCCAGUCGACAUUGAAGUUGAUUGCGCGGGACUGGAGCACCGAUGGCGCCCUGGAGCGGGAGCAGUCCUACAAGCCGAUCAUCGAUUGCAUCGUGGAGUACUACAAGCCCAGCGAUUACGAGCUAAAGGAGAUUAAGAUACUGGUCCCGGGAGCGGGAUUAGGACGGCUUACCUACGAGCUAGCCUGCUUGGGAUACUCGUGCGAGGGCAACGAGUUCUCUUAUUUCAUGCUUAUCGCCUCCAACUUUGUCCUCAAUCUCUGCGACUACGAGAACAAGUAUGUGCUGUAUCCGUGGGUACACCAGUAUGUUAACAACCUGAGACGCGAGGAUCAGGUGGCCGCUGUUCGCUUUCCCGACGUCUGCCCGCUGAAGAAUCCGCCCAAGGGUCACUUUGAAAUAGCAGCAGGGGACUUCCUGGAGGUCUACAAAACGGCGGACACCUACAACUGCGUGGCCACAUGUUUCUUCAUUGAUUGCGCCAAUAACGUUAUUGACUUUAUUCGCACCAUUUAUAAAAUUCUCGUGCCUGGUGGCAUUUGGGUGAAUCUCGGACCACUGUUAUACCAUUAUAGCGACGUUAGCGGGCAGAACAGCAUUGAACCAACGUUCGAGGACUUAUGCAUCAUCAUGGAGAGCGUUGGCUUCGUUAUUGAGAAGUCGCGCACGGGCAUCAGAACGAAGUACGCCCAGAAUCCAUCGUCGAUGAAGCAGAGUGAGUAUCAGAGCCUUUUCUGGGUUUGUCGCAAGCCAGAUCCGUUCGAGCAGCAGCGGGGUAAGCGAAAGGCAUCCCGGGAGCCACACGGCCUCAUUGUGCGCGAGGACAGCGAGGGGGAGGAGGAUCAAGAACAGGAACGAACAGAAAGGGAGCUGAAACAGCAACCCACAGCCAACGAUGAGACUGAGAUGGAGGCCCAGCCAACGUGAUAGCCUUUGGAUUAAAAGCCAACACCAAACAACACCCCAACUUACAACCAAAUCCCAGCCCACCUACAGAUGCCAUCACCAAAACCUUAAUCACUACGUCACUACGGCAGAACAGGGAACUCGAGUCGAUCUAAUGUCAUACCUCUAUAUCAUAAACACAUUUUAUGAGUUGUUAGAUUUCAAUUUUUUUGAAGCAUGCAAAUUUGGGAAAUUUCCUUGUCCUAAGGUCAUGCAAAUUAAAAAGUGUCAAUAAUUCACCAACCAAAAUUUAGCGAAACAAUUUUACAAAGUUUCGAGAGCUCUAGUAUCAUGCAAAUUUAAAAAGAGUAUCGAAAUAUGACAACCAAAUAUACCAAAACAAACAAUUGAGAAUAAAUAAUUUUAUUUGUUCAAUUAGUGACUUUAAUUUACUAACUCAAUAGAUGUAUAGAUAAAAAAAAGAACAAUCAAACGCUAAUGUUGUUGGCGAAAUGAAUAAAUUAACGUUGAGUUUAAACUGAA
Molecule: messenger RNA, 1937 nt
Organism: Drosophila eugracilis
Lineage: Eukaryota; Metazoa; Arthropoda; Insecta; Diptera; Drosophilidae
Product: carnosine N-methyltransferase
Exons: 6
Coding region: 75-1436 (453 amino acids)
Molecular function (GO): S-adenosylmethionine-dependent methyltransferase activity
Source: RefSeq, a predicted model, not a curated record